Molecule: messenger RNA, 984 nt
Organism: Aspergillus terreus NIH2624
Lineage: Eukaryota; Fungi; Ascomycota; Eurotiomycetes; Eurotiales; Aspergillaceae
Product: putative mitochondrial carrier protein
Exons: 6
Coding region: 1-984 (327 amino acids)
Biological process (GO): transmembrane transport
Molecular function (GO): transmembrane transporter activity
Source: RefSeq, a predicted model, not a curated record
AUGCCGGCUGGUAAUAGCUGGAUGAUGGAUGACGCAACUCGCAACAAACUGCUCAAGAGGUAUAAAACCCAGGUGGCUUCGGCGACUUCUACCAUCUGCGCGACUUUGGCUGUGACUCCCCUGGAGAAUGUCAAGACUCGUAUGCAGACUCACAACUUUUCCAAUGUGUUUCAGUGCAUCCGCUAUCUGUGGCGUACUGAGGGACCCCGCGGUUAUGUGGCUGGUGCCCUCCCCCCUCUGGCUAGUGUUACGGCCGUUCGUGUCGUGAACUUCUCGACCUACAAUGCCGCCAAGCAUCGCAUCUCCGACUUUGUCCAAAGGAUGACGGGUGAGUCUCCUUUGGCCGUUUACAACCAGCCGGGCAGCACUCCCACCGUGUCGACCCUUGCGACUUUCACCGCUGCGGGUCUGUUUGCUGGACUCAUCAGCUCUCCGCUUGCCUGCCCCUUUGAACUGGCCAAAAAUGUCGUUCAGACCUCGGUCUUGGUUUCCAACCGGGCUCAGGCCGCCCCGGAUGCGGUGGGAGACCCAUCGCUGCGUAGUAAGCCCCGUCUCGGCACCAUUGAGGCGAUCCGACAGAUCGUUCAGCGGUAUGGAUUUCGUGGCCUGUACACCGGAUUCCACCUGCACGCCUUGCGCGACACCCUCGGAUCGGGUCUGUAUUUUGGGGUCUACGAGACGGUGAAGCAACUGGCCUCCAAAGAGCUGGGCCCGGACAAAUCGCCCUUUGGUGGACCGAUGAUUGCCGGUGCCAUAUGCAGCACGGUGCCUUGGUUUUGUACUUAUCCCCUCGAUACCCGUAAGACGCGCGCACAGAGCGUGUUGCUGGGAAAAACUAAGGACAUCAGCGAGGCUUCGGCGGCGGUGGCCAAGUCGAGCAUGUACAAAGGACUGUCGAUCAUCCUCAUCCGCACUGGAGUGAACAACAUGAUUCUGUUGAGCAUCUUUGAGUACAUCAAGAUGAAGAUCAACCAAUUGGACUGA